This is a messenger RNA of Adineta steineri, 2593 nucleotides long. Lineage: Eukaryota; Metazoa; Rotifera; Eurotatoria; Adinetida; Adinetidae. The record is from the annotation of a GenBank genome assembly.
AUGGCUGAAAAACGUCCAAACAUUCAUCCAUUUUUCACAGUAAAAAAGAAAAAACCAACAAAGUCAACAGAAGAUGCUGAAUCAAGUCCUGAUUUAUCAACUUCGAUCAAUGAUGUUAACAACGUAAAUACUGAAGAAAUUUCAGAUGAAGGUUCAUCCAUUGUGGUUGUUGAUGAUCAGCGAGAAGAGGAUGUAUCUUCUUCGUUUACCGAUGAUCAAUCAGGAAAACAAUUGUCAAAGUGUGAAUUAGUCUGUUGUGCGUCAUUAACAAUGUACGUGCCUGCAAGUGCGUCAGAAUUACAAUCAACGUUAACACAAGACAAACGAUCUUGUCAAGUAUUAUGGUUCAAUAUUUAUUCUUGGCUUACUUUUUGCAAAACAACAAAAAAACUGUACUGUUUCUCCUGUCGUGCUGCUGUUAAUCAGAAACUUCAUCAACCAAAUGGUUUAGCAGCUCAUAUGUCGUUUACGUCUUCAGGAUUCUCUGAUUGGAAAAACGCUCUUCGUGCGCUUGCUCAACACAACAGCAGCAGAUUCCAUUCCGAAUGUUUAUAUAUAUCUCAACAACAAUCAAGACCAUCUGUCAUAGCACGAAUUGAUACAGCAUCAAGACAACAGCAAGAGCAAAGGCGGCAAUUGCUAAUGGCUGAAGCUUCGUCUUUACAAUAUCUUUUACGACAAGGUAUACCCUUUCGCGGGCACACCGAGGUGGAGGGAAAUCUCAUUCAAUUAAUGCGGUUAAGAAGUGCCGAUAUUCCAGGUCUUCAUCAAUGGUUAGAUAAUAAAAGAUAUUUGUCGCACGAUAUUAUCAACGAGUUGGCCAAAGAAAUGGCACUGAUUAUUUUAAGAAGUAUAUGUGUUGAGAUAUCUGAGAGACCAUUUUUUUCUCUCAUUUGUGAUGAAUCAACUGAUGAGUCGGCUAAAACACAACUGAGUAUUUCAAUUCGAUCGGUAGAUGCGUGCUUUGGUAUACAUGAAGAUUGCCUCGGUCUUUAUGAACUAGAAUCUCAAAAUGCUGAGCAUAUCACCACAGUUAUUCUCGAUGUUCUUCUUCGCUGCAGUUUGAGUCUCGAUGCUUGUCGUGGACAAGGGUAUGAUGGGGCUGCAACAAUGAGUGGCAUACAUGAUGGUGUAGCAGCUAAUAUACUUCGAAAACAAAAGAAAGCAUUUUUUGUGCACUGUAACGCACAUAGUCUUGAUUUGGCUUUACAAGAUCUGUCAAAGGAGUCAAUUGCAAUUAAUACAGCAAUCAAUGUUACAAAGGACAUAGUGAAUUUUGUUCGAAGAUCACCAAAGCGUUUAAAUAUUGCUGAGAAACUCUCUUAUGAUUUAUCUAUUAAAUCCUCUCAACUUAAGCCUUUGUGUCCGACUCGUUGGACUGUUCGAGCAUCAUCGAUGAACUCACUACUAACUAAUUAUCAGCUUGUCAAAUCUGUGAUGCAAGAAGUAGUUGAUCAAAAAGGUACAUCGGGUGUUGCAGCUGCUGGUUGGUUAAAUCAAAUGGAAAAUUUUCAAACAUUUUUUGGUCUUAAAUUAGGUCAUCUCAUUUUCGUGGCUACUGAAGAACUUUCUUGCUCGUUACAACGUGUAGAAAAUAGUUUACACGAUGUACUCUGUGCUGUUAAUGUGCUGAUUAACUAUUUUACCAGAAUAAGAUCAGACGAGUAUUUCGAAAAUUUCUACUCAAAAUUGGUGGCUGAAGCAGAAUACUUGACGGAUGAACCACGAAUGCCACGCAAUCGUCGACCACCUUCUCGAUUUAUUACUGAUGCUACACAAAUACCUAGAAUACCGUCAACCUGCACUGAAUUAUACAAAAAUCAGUAUCAAAAUGUGAUUGAUGGAGUACUCAAAGCAUUGAACAAUCGGUUUAAGCAAUCCAUUUUUCCUUUAUUAUGUGAAGUUCAAGAGUUUUUAAUCACGGUUGCAAAUGGUUCUGAAUCAGAUAUUAUUGAUAAACUUUGUGCUGAAAUACAAGAGUUUGUAGUGGGUGAUAUUGAUUGUGACAGAUUAAAACAAGAGUGUGCAAUGAUUCCUGAGUAUUUUCAAACAGUUAUUCGCGACAAACAACUGGGAAUAAAAAAAAUCACGAAAAUAUCGACAAUUAUCGAUGUAUUGAACAUACAACCAAUUGGGAAAACAAUAUUCCAUCAAUUUAAUCGUCUUCUGCGACUUUAUCUGACCAUGCCGGUGACAACAGCUACUGCAGAACGAUCUUUCUCAGUGAUGAACCGAUUGAAAACAUGUUUGCGAUCAACUAUGACGCAAAUUCGUUUAAAUAGUGUCAUUAUGACACAUAUAUACAAAGAAAAGACAGAUUCUAUUGAUCUGAAAAGUCUCUGUUCAAUUUUUGCAUCGCAGAACGAACAGAGAAAGUUAUUUUUUGGUUCGUUUUAAUUUUGUUUUAUUUUCAUGAUGACCGUUGUAGUUUUUACUGAGGUUUAAUAAAAAGAAGACUUAUAUUUGCUUCAUGUUUUAAUAAAAGUUCAUAGUAGAGAAAAAAUAUUGUGAGCCUCACUUAGAUUAAUGACGCUCCGCCGCCCCUGAUGGAUGUUGACGUUUAAAGAGAAAGAAUAGAAAGGACAGAAACGAA